GACGGAGAAGAAAAGAGGCUGCCGUGGGUGCCACUGAGGCCCCUUGAGGGCCGGAACCGGCAGGCAGGGCCACUCCAGACCACCAGCCCCGAGCUUGUGGGGUCCCUGCCAGCCUCACCCUGGACUGACUGCCCACAGCACAGCGUGCCCAGAGGGAGGAGGCCAGCCCCGCCCCAGUGUGGGAACCUGGGGCGGUGUCCUCCUUGGUGAUCUGCCUGGGGUCCCCUCCUGCAAACUGUCCCGGGCAGGAGUGGCUGAUGGCGCUGCACAGGCCUGUGGAGAAACCCUGGCUCUGCUUGUUUCCGUGUUUCUUGGUUUUCCUCCUCAAGGGAAGGCGAACCUCCUGAACUGCUCCACUUCAAAACUGCUGGGCAAGAAAAAGAUUUUCAGCAAAUCCUCCCAGCCCACCAACCCUGUGCAAGGCCUGGGCUGGCCAACUCUCAAACGACUUGGAACGCAGUCAGCAGGGAACCUGGCACCCACCCUUCCACCUCAGUGUCCUUGUGGAGUCUGACAGCCUCAGGAAGCCCCCGGCCAGCCCCUCAAAGAGCUCAGAGAACUCAACUCUGAGGAUGGAGCCAGGAGGGGGGUCCUCAAUGCCCCCAGCCCCCAUUGCCACCCGGGGGGAGCCAGAUGCUGGGCCUAGCAGCUCCUCCCUGGAGCAUCCAAGCACAGACCCAGGGAAGCUCCGAGCGCUCCCUGUUGGGCCUGGAGCCCACUGCGGGGACCCUGCCUCCGAGAGCCCUGGCAGCCAGGCCUCUGCGGGGGACAUGGGCUCUGUGGGUGAGCCCAGCAGCGGCACUAAGAUCCCUAACCGGGACAGCGGGAUAGACAGCCCUUCCUGCAGCGUGGUUGGCGAGCACUUCUCCUGCGAGGACGGCAGCGAGGCGGGCCCAGGCCCCACCAUCAAAGGCCUGCACCUGGAGACAGCCCCAGGUGGCAAGGCCCCACAGGAGGAGGCCGAUAGCGAUAUGGGCGAGGGCAGCAGUGAGGAGCCAGACCCCGAGAAUAGCCCCUUGAGGGCUGACGCGGAUCCAGCCAAGUGCUCUGAGCCCCAGAAGCUGCUCCACAUUGCCCAGGAGCUGCUGCACACCGAGGAGACCUAUGUGAAGCGUCUGCACCUGCUAGACCAGGUUUUCUGCACCCGACUGAUGGAAGCAGGGAUCCCUUCGGAAGUCACCACAGGCAUCUUCUCUAACAUCUCCUCCAUCUAUUGCUUCCACGGGCAGUUCCUCCUGCCUGAGCUGCAGACACGGAUCAUGAAUGAGUGGGACACAAACCCCCGGCUUGGAGACAUCCUGCAGAAGCUGGCCCCAUUCCUCAAGAUGUAUGGUGAAUAUGUCAAGAACUUUGACCGGGCUGUGGAGCUGGUGAGCACCUGGACCCAGCGCUCACUGGUAUUUAAGGACAUUGUCCAAGGCAUCCAGAAGCAGGAGAUGUGCGGAAACCUGACGCUGCAGCACCAUAUGCUGGAGCCCGUGCAGAGGGUCCCCCGUUAUGAGCUGCUGCUCAAGGACUAUCUGAAGAGGCUCCCAGAGGAUGCCCCAGACUGGAAGGAUGCAGAGAGGUCCUUGGAGCUCAUCUCCACAGCUGCCAACCACUCCAACGCUGCCAUUCGGAAAAUGGAGAAAAUGCACAAGCUCUUGGAGGUGUACGAGAGACUGGGUGGGGAGGAGGACAUCGUCAACCCUGCAAACGAGCUGAUCAAGGAGGGCCACAUCCAGAAGCUAUCAGCCAAGAAUGGCACGACCCAGGACCGCCACCUCUUCCUGUUCAACAGCAUGAUCCUUUACUGUGUGCCCAAACUGCGGCUCAUGGGCCAGAAGUUCAGUGUCCGGGAGAAGAUGGACAUUUCCGGCCUCCAGGUGCAGGAUGUCGUCAAGACAAAUGCAGCCCACACAUUCAUCAUAACUGGAAAGAAAAGGUCCCUGGAGCUACAAACUCGGACAGAAGAGGAAAAGAAAGAAUGGAUUCAGGUCAUUGAGGCCACCAUUGAGAAGCACAAGCAGAACAGCCAGACUUUCAAGGCCUUCAGUGGCUCCUUCAGCCAGGAUGAGGAUUCCUCCCUCACUCCAGACCCGCCUAUGGUGAGCGCCAACUCAGAGGUGCCUGCAGUGGUAGCCGCUGGUGGAGCGGGUGCUGCAGGGCUUGAGCCCAGGAGAGGGUCCUCUAAGACCAGACGUGACAAGGAGAAGCAGGGCUGCAGCAGCUGCGGCGAGACCUUCAACUCCAUCACCAAAAGGAAGCACCACUGCAAGUUGUGCGGGGCGGUCAUCUGUGGGAAGUGCUCCGAGUUCAAGGCCGAGAACGGCAGGCAGAGCCGUGUCUGCCGAGAGUGUUUCCUGACCCAGCCGGUGGCCCCCUCGAGCCCCAGCCUCGAGGACCCCUUGGAGCCCAAGCAGAGCACAGAGAAGCCAGCCACUGUGGACCCCCUGCCCAGCCUGCUCUGUGGCCCCCUGCAGGUGUCGGAUGGCGGCACAGCCUGGAGCAAGGUGUGGGCUGCCAUCUCUGAGUCGGACUCCCUGGAGUUGGUGCUGCACCUUCGAGGAGGCAGCCAGGAUGGCCAGCUGCUGCAUGCCAUCCCCCUCUCUGGCUGGAGGGUGAGUGUGCCAGACCCCGCAGAGAGGCUGGAUGCUGGACACGUGUGGCAGCUGCAGCAGGCCCAGCAGUCUUUGUACCUGAGUGCCCCGUCCGCCGAGCUGCAGCAGCAGUGGUUGGAGGCCCUGAGCUCAGCAGCCCACGGGCACCCGGCCCAGGCCAGCCCGGGGGCCCAGCAGCCCCAGGCCCCAGCUGCCCCAUGAGCUGAGUCUCUGCCGCGUCUCCUAGCUGUACAGCCACCACGGCAGGGCCUGUACUCAUCUGAGAGGUGGCAUCAAGGCCACAUGCAGGCAUGAAGGGAGCCUGGACUGCUGAGGGACCAACAGGCCACAUAGCACUUGGCCCUGGAGGGUUCCUCCACAUCAGAGAGGAGAAAAAUGAGGCCCAAACAGGGGCAGCCGAUUGCCCAGGGUCACCCAGCACGUCCCUCAAAGACCCGGGCCUCUGCCCUCAGGCCCAGCAGUGUGGCCCAGAGUGGGGCGUGGGGUGACUGUCAAGAAAACUCCAUCUGAGUGGGCAGUGAGGGGUCAUCUGCGCCGGAAGACAGAAGGAGCUCAUGGGUGGUGCCCAGGGACACCUGGUGGAUGUCUGCAGUCAUGCCACCCCUCCUGACAGUUGCCCACCCAUCUAUACCAUCUACAUCAAUGUGAGCUGAAACAUACUGGCCCCCUGGACUCCACCUCUCUCCUCUUUCCUCUCCCGGGGACUGGGCACACCCUGUGCCACCUCGUAGCUCGCCACCCCAUUUGGAGAUGCCCAAGGGGGUGAGUGGUGGGUUCCUGAAUAACCAUGCUGCGAAACUACAGGGGGACCACACAGGCAUCGUGGGGGGGGGGGUGCUGAGAUUUGUGCCUGCCUUCCCUGGUGGGUGGUGGACAGUGCUUAUCUACAUAAAUAAAUGCUGGCAGCCAACAGGUGGACACAGCCUUGGGGCAGGGUCUCCCCACAGUGGGCCUGCUGGUGGUUGGAUGGAGAAUGCGGGUAACAGAUGGGCACAGCCAGUAAUGAGGCCCUGGACCCCAAUCCAGGCCUGCAGGGUGCAAGUAACACCCCUGUGGUUGCCCCAGGAUGCAGCGGCAUUAGACAGCAGGGCCUCAGACAAGGUGCCAUGCCUGGAGACCUGCUCUGUGUCCCUGGUCAUGCGAGUGAGGUAGAUAGGGCCAUUUGCCCCUGUAGCAAGUGGAGCCAGACUUAGAUAUGGGAUCGUGGGGGUGCUGGCUACUCACAAAGAUGUCAGAGAGGUCUUUUUGCACCAGAGCUCCAAGGCCCUUGAGGGAGAGCAGAGGGACUUAGGGACUGAUGACUGAGUGGUGUCCAGUCCCUUGGGACCCCCAUCCCUUUAACAUCCGCAAGGCACCCUGCAGGGAUGCCUAUCACUGCCCAGCCAUGGGCAGACUUGCAGGGCACAUACCUGUGGGCUGAGAGGGCCAUUGUGGGAGCCAGAAAUGGAUGACUGGUUAUGGGUGAGGCGGGG
Messenger RNA from Balaenoptera musculus (blue whale), 4072 nucleotides. It is a transcript of the gene FGD3, whose product is annotated as FYVE, RhoGEF and PH domain containing 3. Lineage: Eukaryota; Metazoa; Chordata; Mammalia; Artiodactyla; Balaenopteridae. The transcript is spliced from 18 exons. Gene Ontology annotation, cellular component: cytoplasm. Bases 573 to 2801 code for a protein of 742 amino acids. Gene Ontology annotation, molecular function: guanyl-nucleotide exchange factor activity; metal ion binding. The record is from RefSeq and is a predicted model, not a curated record. Gene Ontology annotation, biological process: filopodium assembly; cytoskeleton organization.